AGACCAGAGGCUAGUUCUGGAUGAGUUGGGACAGCCCGGGCGUCUCGUGUGUAUUGCCGACGCAUUUGCCUGGAAGAGGUGGUUCGGGCUCUGCGCGGGAUGCGUAGUGGGAGAGCUUUGGGACCAGAUGAGAUUCCGGUGGAGUUUUGGAAGCAUGCGGGUCGUGGUGCGUGGGUUUGGUUAACCAAACUCUUCAAUGUUAUCCUCCGGACAGCAAGGAUGCCUGAUGAGUGGAGGGAGAGUCUCUUGGUCCCUCUGUUUAAAGGCAAAGGUGACAUUCAAAGCCGCGAGAAUUACAGAGGCAUCAAACUGCUUAGCCACACCAUGAAGGUUUGGGAGCGAAUCAUUGAGUAUAGGGUGCGGAAAGGGGUUUGCAUCUCUGAGAACCAGUUUGGUUUCAUGCCUGGCAGAUCGACUACAGAGGCCAUUCAUCUCAUGAGGAGGUUAAUGGAAGAGUAUAGGGCUAGGAAGAAGGACCUUCAUAUGGUGUUUAUUGACCUUGAAAAGGCGUAUGAUAGGGUGCCAAGGGAGGUCUUAUGGAGGUGCCUUGAGGCGAGAGGAGUUCCCAUCGUGUACACCCGCGCGAUCAAGGAUAUGUACGAUGGGGCUAUGACUAAGGUAAGGACUUCCGGGGGCGACUCAGGUUCUUUCUCGAUAGGGAUGGGGUUGCACCAGGAGUCUGCCCUUAGCCCUUUUUUGUGCACCUUGGUGAUGGACGUCCUAACUCAAGGUGUUCAAGAAGGGGUCCCAUGGUGCAUGCUUUUCGCGGAUGAUAUUGUGCUUAUCGACGACACACGUGAGGGACUAAAUGAUAAGUUGGAAUUAUGGCGCCUUGCCCUUGAGACGAAAGGAUUCAGAAUAAGUAGGAACAAGACUGAAUACAUGGAAUGUCGUUUCAGCGGCCGGGAUACAGAAUCAGAGGUGGAUGUCAGGAUUGACUCUCAUCUUGUACCUAAGGUAGACAGGUUUCGAUAUCUUAGCUCGGUAAUCCAGGCUGAUGGGGAGUUAGAUGCGGAUGUUGGACAUCGUGUUGGAGUGGCUUGGGCCAAAUGACAGUUAGCUUCAGGGGUGUUGUGUGAUCCGAAGAUUUCGCCUAAAGGUGGAGCCGAGGGUCUCUUGGAAAAACCUCCCUACUUCCGAGUAGGGGCAAGGUCUG
Cuscuta campestris is the source of this 1156-nucleotide messenger RNA. Lineage: Eukaryota; Viridiplantae; Streptophyta; Magnoliopsida; Solanales; Convolvulaceae. The record is from the annotation of a GenBank genome assembly.